CGCUCGGUCCCUCCCCUGCCACCCGCUCCCGGGGAAGUAUGCUGGCAGCUGCACUGUCAUCGUCCUCUUCCAGAAUCUUCUCCAGAACCAUCGCGAAGUCCACCACCUCCUCCCUCUUCUCCUCCCCGCGCUCCGCUCCUCGCCUCGCGACCCGCUCGAUGGCCGACUCCGCCGCCGCUUCCGCCGCGUCCGCCGCUCCUUUCACCAAAGUCCGCAUCCAAAGAGAGGACACCGCCUUUGACGCAUAUGUGGUUGGAAAAGACAAUGCCCCCGGGAUCGUGGUGUUGCAGGAGUGGUGGGGUGUUGAUUUUGAGAUCAAGAACCAUGCUCUGAAAAUUUCCCAAAUGGAUCCUGGGUUUAAGGCUCUCAUCCCAGAUCUUUAUCGAGGAAAGGUUGGUCUAGAUGUUGCAGAAGCACAGCAUCUUAUGGAUGGUCUUGACUGGGCGGGUGCUGUAAAGGAUAUCGGCGCCUCAGUUAACUGGCUUAAGGCUAAUGGAUCUAAGAAGGUUGGUGUGACUGGUUUCUGCAUGGGAGGUGCUCUUUCCAUUGCAAGUUCUGUUCUGGUCCCUGAAGUUGACUGCGUGGUUGCCUUCUAUGGUGUGCCUUCUUCCGAGCUCGCUGAUCCCGCUAAGGCUAAGGCUCCUGUGCAGGCUCAUUUUGGGGAGCUUGAUAAUUUUGUUGGCUUUUCAGAUGUGGCGGCUGCCAAGGCUUUAGAGGAGAAGCUGAAAGCUUCUGGAGUCCCUCACGAGGUACACAUUUAUCCGGGCAACGCACACGCUUUUAUGAACAGGUCUCCUGAUGGUGUUAAGCGGAGGAAGAAUAUGGGAAUGGAGGAUGACAAUGAAGCUUCAGCCGAGCUUGCAUGGUCUCGCUUCAAGUCGUGGAUGUCCCGCUACCUUCUUCCGUAGACGACUUAUCUUACGUGUGUAUGUGUGCGUGCGUGCGGUAUGUUCAUAUUUCCAAGAUGCUGCUUUAGAUGAUGCGUCAAGGUGUCAAUAGUGAGUACGUGGGACCGUCUAAAUAAGUGGUGUUCGUAUCUUCUAAUCCACUGUAGGCUCUGUAAUACGAGUCUACGUCGUCUGCGUUUGUUACCAAUUUCAUCUAUACUGGAGGAUCAAUCUGACAUAGAUGGUUUGAAAUAUGAAGUUUGAACCUGCACUCUCAGUUUGAUGGUUCAAAA
Messenger RNA from Syzygium oleosum, 1180 nucleotides. RefSeq lists its product as uncharacterized. Bases 39 to 908 code for a protein of 289 amino acids. The transcript has 5 exons. NCBI's taxonomy places the organism in Eukaryota, Viridiplantae, Streptophyta, Magnoliopsida, Myrtales, Myrtaceae. Gene Ontology annotation, molecular function: hydrolase activity. The record is from RefSeq and is a predicted model, not a curated record.